This is a messenger RNA of Talaromyces atroroseus, 1248 nucleotides long. RefSeq names its product 3-ketoacyl-CoA thiolase, peroxisomal. Gene Ontology annotation, biological process: phenylacetate catabolic process; fatty acid beta-oxidation. The transcript is spliced from 3 exons. The coding region runs from base 1 to 1248 and encodes 415 amino acids. Gene Ontology annotation, cellular component: peroxisome. Gene Ontology annotation, molecular function: acetyl-CoA C-acyltransferase activity. The record is from RefSeq and is a predicted model, not a curated record. NCBI's taxonomy places the organism in Eukaryota, Fungi, Ascomycota, Eurotiomycetes, Eurotiales, Trichocomaceae.
AUGGCUCUAGCUCACCAACGUCUAAGCCAAAUUUCGUCUCACCUCUCAGGCCAAAAGACCAAUAUCACAGCGAAACACCCAGAUGAUAUCGUCGUGACUGCCGCUCUGCGGACGCCCUUUACAAAGGGCGGAAAGGGCGGAUUCAAAGACACCGCGGCUGCGGAUUUGCUUGUUGGUGCUUUCAAGGGUCUUAUCAGCCGUAGCGGGAUUGAUCCAAAGCUUGUAGAGGAUAUUGCUGUCGGCUCGGUGCUUGCACCUGGAGGCGGAGCCACUGAGUUUCGUGCCGCGGCGCUGGUUGCUGGGUUCCCGGAAUCUGCUGCUGUUCGAAGCUUGAAUCGUCAAUGCUCGAGUGGCUUGCAGGCUGUGGUGGAUAUUGCCAAUGCCAUCAAGACGGGCAUGAUUGAUAUUGGGGUUGGUGCUGGUGUUGAGAGUAUGAGUUCUCAAUAUGGUCCCGGUGCAGUAACCGAGUUCUCCGAACUCCUCGAGAACCACAUGCAGUCUGCAAACUGCAAAGUGCCCAUGGGCGUGCUCUCAGAACAAAUGGCCAAGGACCGCAAGAUCGCGCGCGCUGAGCAAGACGCUUUCGCCGCAUCCUCGUACCAAAAGGCCAUCAAAGCCCAGAAAGCAGGUCUUUUCGACGAGGAGAUCCACCCCCUCGACGUCAAAUGGGUUAAUCCCAAGACCGAAGAGGAGAAAACCAUCACCGUCAAGGCCGACGACGGUGUCCGCGAGGGCAUCACGCCCGAGUCCCUGGGCAAAAUCAGACCUGCAUUCGCCAAGGACGGUAGCAUUCACGCCGGUAAUGCAUCGCAAGUAUCCGAUGGUGCUGCAGCGGUUCUUCUGAUGAAGCGCUCCACGGCUGAAAAGCUGGGGCAGAAAAUCAUUGGCAAGUUCGUCGCUGCUAGCGUGAUUGGCGUCGAGCCAUUGCUCAUGGGCAUUGGUCCGUGGAAGGCUAUUCCUAUCGCUCUCGACAAGGCUGGUAUUUCCAAGGAAGAUGUUGAUAUCUACGAGAUCAACGAGGCGUUUGCUUCGCAGUGUGUUUGGUGUGUGAAAGAGUUGGGUCUGCCGUUCGAAAAGGUGAACCCGAAGGGUGGUGCCAUUGCAUUUGGUCACCCUCUAGGCUGCACUGGGGCGCGACAGGUGAGUACGCUACUUACGGAGUUGAAGCGUACCAAUAAGAAGAUUGGCGUUACUAGUAUGUGUGUUGGAACGGGUAUGGGAAUGGCAGCUGUCUGGGUUGCGGAGUAA